ACUCCGGUUUGAGUGCCUCGAGGCCCCAAAACACAACCAGAAAUGAUCAAUUCAAGAAACUCGUUUUGAAUCCGUUUUAAUUUAGGUUUUUCAAAAUUUCUUAAGUACUAAAUUAUUUGAAAGCGGAUUCAAUCUGUGCCGCUUUAAACAGGAAAACGGUUCUCAUUUCCCCCUCAUUCGAUCACUAGUUUCGAAUGCAUGAGGGUUGAAUAACAUCGGCUCAAUUUCCCGUGUCUUUUCGACUGCUCUCUUGCUGUUUAUCGAUUGCUCAUUUAUUCAACAUGAACUCACAUGAAAAUCCAAAGGAUGUGGGGAUUCUGGCCAUGGAAAUUUACUUCCCCAACCAGUAUGUUGAUCAAAGUGACCUGGAAGAGUUUGAUGGUGUCUCCAAAGGGAAAUAUACAAUUGGACUCGGUCAGCACAAGAUGGGUUUCUGUAACGACAGGGAAGAUAUCCAUUCACUGUGUUUAACAGUCGUCCAAAGACUACUAGAAAAGAACAAAAUAGAUUAUAAACAAAUUGGAAGAUUAGAAGUUGGUACUGAAACUAUAAUUGACAAAUCAAAGAGUGUCAAAUCGGUAUUGAUGCAGUUAUUUGAGCCCAGCCAAAAUACAGAUAUUGUUGGUAUUGAUACAACUAAUGCAUGCUAUGGAGGAACAGCUGCCCUGUUCAAUGCUGUAUGCUGGGUCCAGUCUCAGUUUUGGGAUGGUCGUUAUGCUAUUGCCGUGGCUGGCGAUGUUGCAGUGUAUCCUCCCGGUCCAGCCAGGCCCACCGGAGGUGCAGGUGCAGUAGCUAUGCUCAUAGGACCAAAUGCUCCUCUCACUUUCAACAGAAUACAAUCUUCUCAUAUGGCAAAUGUCUACGAUUUCUACAAGCCUGAUUUGUCUUCCGAAUUCCCCACCGUCGAUGGGAAAAUCUCAAUCCAGUGCUAUCUGAGUGCCCUUGACGCUUGUUUCAAGAGGCACAGUGAGAAAGAUGGCCGUCCAGACGUGAGCUUAGAUGAUUUUGAUUACUUUUGCUUUCACGCACCCUACUGCAAGUUGGUGCAAAAGAGCUUCGCACGCUUGUGCGUCAACGAUUAUGUCUUUCAUCUGAAAAAUGGCAAUGAAAAUGCCGACAGCAAAUAUCCUGAUCUAGUGCCUUUCAAACAUUUAGAAUUAGAAGAAACUUAUUUUAAUCGAGAAUUGGAGCAAGCUGCAGUCAAGUGUAGUAAAGCUGCUUUCGAAACAAAGACUCUUCCUAGUCUGAUGCUGGCCAGUAUGGUGGGAAAUAUGUAUACUCCGUCCUUGUAUGGUGGAUUGGUGUCUCUUCUGAUCAAUACAACUGCAGAAUCAUUGCUGGGUAAACGGAUCGGUAUGUUUUCGUACGGUUCGGGACUGGCUUCCACCAUGUUCUCUUUGCAUGUUAGUAAAGAUCAAGAGAAGAUUGAGAAGUUAUUAGCUUUAAUAAAUGAUGUUCCAAGUCGACUGGAAGCUCGAAGUGCCGUUUCGGCCGUUGAUUUCACUGCCAUUUUGAAAGCCAAAGAAGAUGCUUAUAAUAAAGCUCCGUACCAGCCCGUUGACUCGUUGGAUACGUUGACUCCAGGAGCAUAUUACCUUUUAGAAAUUGAUUCCAAGUAUCGGCGUAGCUACGCCCGUCGGCCCUAGGUAUUCCUUAACGAGCCAGCAUUUAUUGAAUGGAUGAAAAUCAGAAAAAUUCAAAAUCUUGUCUUUUCAAAAAUGUUUCCCGUUCGUUCAAAACAAAAGUUUAGUAGUUCUACACACAUAAUAAUUUCAUUUAGAUAGGGUAAAUAAUGCUUAUCUUGUUUCUGAAGCCAAUCAGUUAACGCGACUGUAAUACAUUUUGACAAUUUA
This is a messenger RNA of Daphnia pulicaria, 1853 nucleotides long. RefSeq names its product hydroxymethylglutaryl-CoA synthase 1-like. Bases 282 to 1646 code for a protein of 454 amino acids. Gene Ontology annotation, biological process: acetyl-CoA metabolic process. Lineage: Eukaryota; Metazoa; Arthropoda; Branchiopoda; Diplostraca; Daphniidae. Gene Ontology annotation, molecular function: hydroxymethylglutaryl-CoA synthase activity. The record is from RefSeq and is a predicted model, not a curated record. The transcript is spliced from 7 exons.